GAUGUCGAGAUGUCGAUUUUUCGUUCCAACAGGUUGCCGAUCCUUUUUAGUGCGAACGCCAUUGUUGUAAAGCGUUACUUGUGGUGUUGUGUGUUGAUUUAAUUGUUUUUAUGUGUUUAUUGUGAUGUUUCAUUUAGAUUUUGCAUUUAAAGUAGUCAUAAGUGAAUAGUAGUGCAAAUGCAUAAUUAAACUCAGCUCCCCGGACUUGGUGCGAUCUCAUUUUCGAUAUGUAUUGACUGACAGUCCAAAUGUGCCCGAAUCCCGCCUUGUGGGUUAUUGAUUGCAAGCGGCGCACUUCACACUGCCUGUCGUAGUUGACUGCAAUCGCGUGAGCUGGUACAAAAUACGUAGCGGCCAUGUUUUUUGUGUCUCAGGUCUUGUAGACUGCAUGGGGUGUUUUACAUCACCCAAUUCAUUCAGUCCUGCAAUGGAAAUGAAUGGAUACGAUUCACCCGCUUCAGAAAUGAAGUAAAGAGCAUUAUGUUUUGAAGCAGAAUAAUUGUCAACCUUUACGGUUACCAAUUAAGAUCAUUUUAAAAUGUUUUAUUCAAUUUUAAAGUAAUACUUAUAAUUUACCAAAACAUCAAUUUUAUCUGAAAUCAUAUUAUAAUAUUUUUAAGUUAUUCUUAGCAAUAGUAACAUUGCUGUAGUUCUUAAUUAUACUAUUGUGUCAAAGUAAAUUUAAAAGUAAAAUUAGAAGCUUAUUUGCAUAACCAAUUUAAUCGUAUAUAUUAUAAUAUAUUUAAUUGUGCAAUUUGAUCUUGUAUAAGAAAUAUUUUUUAAGCAAAAUAAAACAAUUGACAAACUGCUUAUUAUAAUGCUCGUGAACACAUCAAAUUUGCAUUUGUAAUCCUGAAUGGACAACCUAUGUUGAGCCUGUUAUGAAGUACCCGCAGCUGGUAUCUGGCCGGACAGUGUCUGGCAUCGGAGGCUGGUUAUCCACUGAACUUGAUUCACACGGUUUAGACGGCCGAGUCUACGCUAGACUUGUGCUGUCUCUUCUACAUGCACCAGUCGAAUUCAACCCAAGAGAUCUACGAGAGGCAACUAGUGCUAUUGAGAAUAAGAAGAAUAGGAAAAGCACACAAGUUGUAGAGGAAGAUUGCUUGUGGUUUGAAACAAAUCACGGUCUGUGGACUUCUGAACAAGCUAAACGCUACGCUGCUGUAGAAUGUCUCAAAUCAGCUUCUGAACAGAAGGCUGGAAUUGAAAGCUUAGUUGAUGAGCUUUGUGCAAAGCUUCGCGAGAUCGAAAACGAACAAUCUCCCGAAAAAGAUUUUCAACAAGCAAACUCAACAGAAAAUAAUGCUAAACGCUGUGAAAAUCCUGUCGAACUGGCCAAUAAAUAUUAUGCUGCAUUUCCUGCAUUAUCUGGAAUAAAUCAAGAAGAAAAAACUGUAUCAUUUUACCCCUCUGAACCAUCAGCUUGGUUGACCAAAUCUACAAUAACAGCUACCACUCCUUCAGAAAAGUCAACUAAAAGAUACAACAAUAAAAGAAAAUCAUUUAGAAAACGCAAUAAGAUGUGGAAAGAAACAGAUACUGAUCGCAAACAGCAGAAUGUCAAGGCAAUCAGAAACCGGGCUGAGUUGGGCAAGAAGGCCAAAAAUAGAAUACAUGGCCGACCUUCUGAUGUCUGGGACACUGAUUGGGAGCUUGGCAACGAGGAGCUUUUGCGAGAAUACAUUAACAAUCAAUGCGAUAGCAAAGAUGAAGGUUAUGACACGCCCAUAAAAUGUGAUGAAAAGGAUUUGGAUGAUGUUUGUUUCAACCGGGAGUGGAUUUAUGAAUAUGAACUGAACAGCAAAAAAUGUGAAAGACCAGAAACAGUCAUAGAUGAGAUAAAUAUGGCCAAAUUCAAAGCAAAAUUUAAUGAAAGUGUGGAAGCUUUAUGGAAUGAUAAGCCUGCUGAUACAUCCAUCGAUGAGUUAAACUUACCAGUUGAUUUCCAAGAUUUACUCUCAUCUCCAAGUGACACCAUGUUUGGUGAUGUAGUUGAUGGUAAAGCCAAAAAGCUUCCCAGGAGUAGUGGUCGUUUCAUGAAGAACUCAAUCUGGUCUGAAAAUUUUAAUGAAGAUGAAACAGACUGCAUGCUUAAUGAGAAGAGUUUUUAUCCGAGAGCAAGUGCAGCAUCUGAUGAGUACAAACAUCAGUUGGAACUUGUUCGGUCAUGUUGGGAAAAUUCAGAUAUGGAAACAAAGAACAUUAAAAGUGAAUGCAGUAGCAUGCCGUGGCAGUCUAAUUUCUCAAGUAGCUCAGAUCUCAAUGCAAAAUCUGGCAAAUGGUCAGAUGUUAUAUCACAGAAUUUUCUGAACACUCCCUAUCGCAUAUUGAAUCACAGCAAACACUUGAGCAGCUUUAGUGAGGUAGUGCCUAAAGCUAACACCAGCGAGUGGCCUGCACAAGUGAUAAUUGACAGAUUUGCCAUGGUACAAAAGUCAUACACUCUGUCAAAUUCCUCAGUUCCUGUAAGCGCUACUAAAGUUCCAGAUAAUCCUGAGGAUGAUUUGUUAACAUCUCCCAAAACUCAUUUUCGUCCCAUAAAAGAAGAUGGCUAUGCUGAUGGAACCACUUUUGCUAUUUCAAGUGCUAUUGACACUGUCAACUACAAACUUUGUGAAGAUGGAUUGUUAGCAAUCACUUCUGACACACAAUCAAAACGUUACAUGGUGUACAAGCAAAACGGGAUAAUGAAUAAUUUGGAAAAUUGCAUUAAAGAUGAGUUUAUUGUUAAAUUUUGUGUGCAACAAAUCUCAAAGGCCUGUCAAACUGAUGAAUUGAUGUUUGAUCUUUUGCACAUGGCAAAUAUUAGUGAGGAAAGUACACAUGGAAUAGAUUCGUGCUGUUGCUAUUGUGAUAUUGAAAAUGCUGGGAAGAAUAUGGCUGGUAUGCAGUAUAUGAAAACUGGACAAAUGGAUUAUGAUAUUUUUGAUAAAGAGAUUCAACAAUUGGGUGCGAGAAAGUGGUGUACAAAAUGCUCUCCCACUGUAACUUCACAUAACAACAACAACAUCUGGAACUCGAAUUGGCUUCCUGACAAACAAAUAUCAACCAUUGACAGUUCAACCAAUACAUCCAUGGACUGCGAUAAGGUGUCAACUGAUCCAUUGCUUCGAAUAUGGUCGAAUGAUGAAAAACAGUGUCUGUCUUGCGAUAACAACAAUCUAGUUAGCGAUAUACAUGAACUGAAAUCAGAAUUGCGCAAGGAUGGCGAAGAAAUUCUAAGUGAUUUGAGUUACAUGCAAAGCUUAUACAUCGGCUCUGAAUGGGAUGAAGAUGAACAAGAUCACACCAUCGAUACGGACAAUGUAGCCAUGGAGUCCGAGACUCCAUUUGAUGUGAAUAAAUUGAUCUCAAAUUUCAUAAAGCCAGGAGAUGUAUUGAACUUACUGAAGAAUGGAGCUGUAAUACAACCUUUAGCAAAGGAUGGAACUGUGAUCAGCUGUCAACCGACAAAAAGUGACAGAAAACGAAGGCAUUCUUCAACAACCAGAAAUCAUAUUGAAACAUCUGGUGAGUGUAAGAAACCCCAUUGUAAAUUCUCUCAUGAGAUCACUUCGAUGCCGUGCCAGUUGUGGGCUGACAAUUCUUGUCAACCUGAUGGUUUAUGUCCAUACCAGCACACAUCGGCUUACGCAAGACCAUUGACACGUUAAUUGAUUUUUCUUUCACAAUGAGAACUUUAAAAUGACUUUUUUGUGUCAAGUACAGCUCUAUUCAGCUGUAUCAUGAUUGCUAAACUAUAUUUCAGUUGGAAAAUGAAUAAGAAUUUGAUCUUGACACUUUUGAAAUGGAAGUUAUUAAAAAACCUUUUAUUUUUGUUAUGGAAAAUCAAAUUUUCUAAAUUAAAAUUAGUUGAAUUUAUUUUUUGUUACUAAAUUU
Ctenocephalides felis (cat flea) is the source of this 3882-nucleotide messenger RNA. RefSeq lists its product as uncharacterized. Bases 882 to 3656 code for a protein of 924 amino acids. The transcript is spliced from 7 exons. Lineage: Eukaryota; Metazoa; Arthropoda; Insecta; Siphonaptera; Pulicidae. The record is from RefSeq and is a predicted model, not a curated record.